This is a messenger RNA of Rhagoletis pomonella (apple maggot), 1401 nucleotides long. RefSeq lists its product as uncharacterized. Bases 1 to 1401 code for a protein of 466 amino acids. Gene Ontology annotation, biological process: DNA integration. The record is from RefSeq and is a predicted model, not a curated record. NCBI's taxonomy places the organism in Eukaryota, Metazoa, Arthropoda, Insecta, Diptera, Tephritidae. Gene Ontology annotation, molecular function: nucleic acid binding. The transcript has a single exon.
AUGCGAAGGUUCGUGAAUAAUUGCUGCAAGGCGCCAGGAAAUAGACUAUUUGGAACGCUCAACGUUCAGGAGCUCAGAGAAGCGGAGCUACUAGUCAUCCGCAGCACGCAGCAAAGCACUUAUGUCGAAGAGUACGCUCUCCUGAAUGAUGGUAACCAAAUAUGCUCGAGCAGCAGAAUUUUCAAACUGAACCCCGUGGUAGAUGAUGCAGGGAUUAUGCGACUGAAUGGCCGCCUGCAGAAUGCUGACGCAGUACACCCGUAUACACGUCGACCCGCCGUGAUGCCACAAGGACACCAUGUCACCAAUACUCUUGUCGACUUGUACCACCGUGUAUGGAAGCACCAGAGUGAGAACACCAUCGUGUCGGAGUUACGACGCAAAUAUUGGAUCCCCCAUAUCCGCGAAGAAGUACGAAAAGCAGCCAAGAGGUGCCUUGAGUGCAAAAGAAGACGUGCGAGGCCAGAUGUGCCACAAAUGGGACAACUGCCAGCUGAUCGCCUUACGCCAUUUGUACGACCGUUCACGUAUGUAGGUCUUGACUACAUGGAUCCAUUUCUGAUCGUGUCCGGGAGGCGUACAGAAAAGCGGUGGAUCGCGUUAUUUACGUGUUUGACGACACGCGUCAUACACCAUGAGAUAGCUAUCGAUUUAACUACAGAUACUUGUUUACUCUGCAUCAAGAAUUUUAUGUGCCGACGUGGAACGCCGGUGCGGAUCAGGUCAGAUAAUGGCACCAACUUCAUAGGAGCAGAUCGGGAAAUGCAGCGUCAACUCAAAGACUUCGAAGAGGGAACGAUCCCCGAUGCAUUGGCAAAUCAAAACAUAGAAUGGGUGUUCAACUGUCCGUUGAGCCCACAAGCCGGCGGAUGUUGGGAGCGCUUGGUACGUAGUGUAAAGCGUGCCAUGAAACAUGCAUUGAAUAGCGAAAGGUUGAAAGAGCAGACGCUGUACAGCGUCAUGUGUGAAGCCGAAAACGUUGUGAACUCGCGACCGCUUAUGCAUAUCCCACUUGACGCUCCUGAUGAAGAACCUUUAACCCCUAAUCAUUUCCUCCUAGGCACAGCAAACUCAGAGCAGACUCCACAUCCGCAAGAAGAAUCCUUUAAGGCGACGCGAACGCAGUGGCGAAAAAUGCAGCAGAUUCAACAUCGCUUCUGGAAGCGGUGGCUGGCGGAAUAUCUUCCGGACUUGUGCCGCCGAACGAAGUGGUGGAAACCCGUGGAGCCGUUGUCUUUGGGAGAUUUGGUCUUGGUUUGCGAUGAUCGCAUGCAUCGAUCCAGGUGGCUGAUCGUUCGAGUCGUUAGCGUCAAACCGGGCAAGGAUGGGCAGGUGCGUGUGGCAGAAGUGAAGACGGCUGGAGGACAUUCCGGAGACCUGCUUGUAUGUUGGCGAAGCUAG